AAGGGGGGGACUGCAACGUUAUGCAGUACUGUAAAAAUACUGAAAUAGUUUUCCCAGACGCUGCAUUCAAAGAAUUUGUUAGUUAUUUAGCUGCAGGAGCAUGCAGAUGAAUCCGAGUGUAACGAUUGAACGCAAACGCGUCGACUGCAGUGUCCUGCCCAAGGGCUGGCAGCGGGACGAGGGACGAAAGUCGGGAGGCAGCAGCAGUAGCACCACCACCACGACCAGCGGCAGCAACAACAACAAUAAAGUGGAUGUUUUCUAUUACAGUCAAACAGGAAAAAAACUUGAAGGAAAGCAGCAGGGGGGCGAGGUAUUUGACAUUGGAAGCUUUGAUUUCCAGUCCGGGAAGCUGCAGCAGCGCCAGCUGCCCUCACCAUCGAUAUCGCUGUACCGCUGCAGUGCCAUGCCCCUGCCAAUUGGCGCCGGAGGCGCUGGAGCUGGAGCUUCACUGAAACGGAAAUAUGCCAGGGCCCAGGCAAACAGCAGCGGUGGCGGCGGCACAGCAGCAUCAACGACAGCGACACCAGCAGCGGCAGCACCAACAACAGUAGGCGCAUCAUCCUCCACAGCGGCUGGCGGAACGUCCACUAAUCUGCGCCAGCAACAGCAGAUGGAACUCAGUCGAGCCCUACGCACUGAUGUCUCGCUGGUGCCGCCCAUACGACAGACUGCCUCCAUAUUCAAGCAACCGGUGACGGCGAUUCGGAACCACAGCCAGGAUCCCAGCAAGGUGAAGCACGAUGCCAAGCAUGGGGCCCAGGAGAAGCCCAAACAGUUGUUCUGGGAGAAGAGGCUGGAGCGACUGCGUGCCUGUCACGACAAUGGCGACGAGCUGGACGAUAUAUCACUGCCCAAGACCAUACGCACUGUCGGCCCAAAUGUCAACGAACAGACAGUCCUCCAGUCGGUGGCCACAGCCCUGCACAUGCUCAAUGCUGGCGUGCAUGGCCAGAGCUCGACCAAAGCCGAACUGACCAAGAAUGCGAUGGCAUUCAUGAACCCAGAACAGCCGCUCAUGCAUGCAGUCAUCAUUUCCGAGGAGGAUAUACGAAAGCAGGAGGAUCGCGUCGGUGUGGCGCGUCGGAAGCUACAGGAUGCACUCAAGACAUGAGUGGCUUUGGCUUCGGCUUCGGCUUGGGCCUCCACAUCCAUCAUCUACCAAUUCCAUUGUAGAAUUUACUAGCAUCUCUAUUUAUCAUAUUGACGACCUUUUCGAAAUUAACGUUUAAGCUUUAGCUUGUAAUAAAACUCAACCAAGAACCACACCGAAAGCGUUGUGACGCGAA
Drosophila obscura is the source of this 1289-nucleotide messenger RNA. RefSeq names its product methyl-CpG-binding domain protein 2 (gene MBD-like). Lineage: Eukaryota; Metazoa; Arthropoda; Insecta; Diptera; Drosophilidae. Gene Ontology annotation, molecular function: DNA binding. The record is from RefSeq and is a predicted model, not a curated record.